Molecule: messenger RNA, 3981 nt
Organism: Pan troglodytes (chimpanzee)
Lineage: Eukaryota; Metazoa; Chordata; Mammalia; Primates; Hominidae
Gene: ARFGAP3
Product: ADP ribosylation factor GTPase activating protein 3
Exons: 16
Coding region: 189-1742 (517 amino acids)
Biological process (GO): COPI coating of Golgi vesicle
Molecular function (GO): GTPase activator activity
Source: RefSeq, a predicted model, not a curated record
AGGGAAAGCGAGCGGCGCCUGCGCCCCGGCGGUGGGCGGGCCCCGUCGUGGGCGGGGAUUGGGGCGGAGCCUGACCGUUACGCGCAGCCCCGCCCCCGCGGCCUCGUCGCUCCUGCUGAGGCGGUAGCCGCUUUUCGUCGGCUCUUACCGGUUGGCUGGGCCCACUGCGCCGCGGCUCACAGCUGACGAUGGGGGACCCCAGCAAGCAGGACAUCUUGACCAUCUUCAAGCGCCUCCGCUCGGUGCCCACUAACAAGGUGUGUUUUGAUUGUGGUGCCAAAAAUCCCAGCUGGGCAAGCAUAACCUAUGGAGUGUUCCUUUGCAUUGAUUGCUCAGGGUCCCACCGGUCACUUGGUGUUCACUUGAGUUUUAUUCGAUCUACAGAGUUGGAUUCCAACUGGUCAUGGUUUCAGUUGCGAUGCAUGCAAGUCGGAGGAAACGCUAGUGCAUCUUCCUUUUUUCAUCAACAUGGGUGUUCCACCAAUGACACCAAUGCCAAGUACAACAGUCGUGCUGCUCAGCUCUAUAGGGAGAAAAUCAAAUCGCUCGCCUCUCAAGCAACACGGAAGCAUGGCACUGAUCUGUGGCUUGAUAGUUGUGUGGUUCCACCUUUGUCCCCUCCACCAAAGGAGGAAGAUUUUUUUGCCUCUCACGUUUCUGCUGAGGUGAGUGACACAGCGUGGGCAUCAGCAAUAGCAGAACCAUCUUCUUUAACAUCAAGGCCUGUGGAAACCACUUUGGAAAAUAAUGAAGGUGGACAAGAGCAAGGACCAAGUGUGGAAGGUCUUAAUGUACCAACAAAGGCUACUUUAGAGGUAUCCUCUAUCAUAAAAAAGAAACCAAAUCAAGCUAAAAAAGGCCUUGGGGCCAAAAAAGGAAGUUUGGGAGCUCAGAAACUGGCAAACACAUGCUUUAAUGAAAUUGAAAAACAAGCUCAAGCUGCGGAUAAAAUGAAGGAGCAGGAAGACCUGGCCAAGGCGGUACCUAAAGAAGAAUCAAUUGUUUCAUCAUUACGAUUAGCCUAUAAGGAUCUUGAAAUUCAAAUGAAGAAAGACGAAAAGAUGAACAUUAGUGGCAAAAAAAAUGUUGACUCAGACAGACUCGGCAUGGGAUUUGGAAAUUGCAGAAGUGGUAUUUCACAUUCAGUGACUUCAGAUAUGCAGACCAUAGAGCAGGAAUCACCCAUCAUGGCAAAACCAAGAAAAAAGUAUAAUGAUGACAGUGACGAUUCAUAUUUUACUUCCAGCUCAAGGUACUUUGACGAGCCAGUGGAGUUAAGGAGCAGUUCUUUCUCUAGCUGGGAUGACAGUUCAGAUUCCUAUUGGAAAAAAGAGACCAGCAAAGAUACUGAAACAGUUCUGAAAACUACAGGCUAUUCAGACAGACCUACUGCUCGCCGCAAGCCAGAUUAUGAGCCAGUUGAAAAUACAGAUGAGGCCCAGAAGAAGUUUGGCAAUGUCAAGGCCAUUUCAUCAGAUAUGUAUUUUGGAAGACAAGCCCAGGCUGAUUAUGAGACCAGGGCCCGCCUAGAGAGGCUGUCGGCAAGUUCCUCCAUAAGCUCAGCUGAUCUGUUCGAGGAGCAGAGGAAGCAGCCAGCAGGGAACUACAGCCUGUCCAGCGUGCUGCCCAACGCCCCCGACAUGGCGCAGUUCAAGCAGGGAGUGAGGUCGGUUGCUGGAAAACUCUCCAUCUUUGCUAAUGGAGUCGUGACUUCAAUUCAGAUUGGAACAGAGAAGUAUUAAGAAGAAAACUGAAAUUAUCUGUAAUGCCACAUGACAGGGAUAACCUGUGUUAAUAUUUUGGUAUAUUUUUAGCUGUAGAUUUCUAAGGAUAUUUUUCUAUACGUAGAUUAAAAAGAUAUACAUAUCUAUCUUUUUAAAGUUAAAAAGGGAUUAUAUUGUAUAGAGGGUUUUAUAUCUUGCUUUUUCUCUGUGAUGCUAGGAGCAUUUCCUUGUAAUGAAAAGUUUUCCUAAAACCACAUUCUAUUGAGUGAAAACAUAAGCCAAGGAUGGCGCAUACUUGCGCAUGAGAGUCGAGGCCAUCUCUGACGAUAUGAGUGGCUCGUUUCUUUGCACCUUCUUGUUUACGUCAGGCUAUUGAAGAAGGAUUGUAUUAAUGUAAAACGCUGCUAAAGGAAGUAGGACUGAAACCGUGUGGACUCUGGUGCCUCCAAAGGAGAUUCCUGGUCCCCAGGCAGAUGCUGCUCUAGCUGCAGUUCAAGGAGGGCGUGGAGGUGCCUCCCAUUCCGGAGAGUUCCCUCAGCCCCAGGACUCUGGAUGUAGCCGUUUUCAUGCUGUGAAUAGCACAGUCUUCCCUUUCAUGUGGCACUGAAGUUAAAAUGCAUAGAGCUCUUUCAUGUCCCUUAGGUCAGCUAAGCCCACAUCAGUGUCCAAAUAGGUAACAUCCCUAUUUUAUAGAUGGUCAUCCCCAUUUUAGAGAUGGCUCCCUUUUAUAUCCCCAUUUUACAGGUGAAGGAAUUGAGGCACAGAAGGUUAGGUCACUUCUGCAAGAUGACCAGCUGAACCAAAAUUUCAGGGCUUCAAACAACAAAUGUGUUCCUUUGUCUUCCGUUUCCCACUUGCUUCCCAGAGGGCUCAGCAAGUAGCCUCUUGCCCACUGAGCAUCCUCCCGCCCACUUUGCUUCCUGCCUCCUGAUCCCAGGACUGUGGCCGUGGAUGCCAGAGGCAGGAUGUGAAUCCUGUUGGGUUCUGAAGCCCACACCUACCCUCAGCCUUGAAGCUGCAGCAAUGGCUGCUUCCAGAUGAGCACACCCUCGGGGUGCAGUGUCCAUGUCACAUGCCUGACACGGGCUGCAGUGUCAAUUUUGGUGAUGCUGAAUAUUCAGGGCGCGGGAGUCAGGGAUCGCUGCUGAAUGGUCGUGAACUUCCAUUUUGGUUCUCUCUUCAGGAUCGCUACGGUUCUUAAUACUGAAGUCAUGAUGUGUAUUUCCUGGAGAAAUUCCUCUUUAAAUGAACAAGUAACCACAUCUCAGGCGGCAGUGAAGUCCAGAUAGUUUUGCAGAUUGUUUUGCUACUUUUUCAUAUGGUAUAUGUUUCUGAUUUUUAAUAUUUCUUUUGAGAAAUUCUGAGUUCUGAUGUAGGAGCUUUCCUGUGAUUUCUGUUUCGCGUUCCUUCCUGUCACACCCUCCUUUUGGCGUCUCUGUGUAUAUCCUUGCUUUAUUUUCUUGGAACCUUUGGUUUCAACACUGAGGGCCUGGAGACCUCGGCUCCUCCUGCUCCUGAACCAGGAGGCUUCAUGUGGGGGAAGAGGAGAGGUCUCCAUGUGACACAUGGGCUCAGGGCUGCCAGAAUCAGCGGAUGCUGGAUGGGCCUGCAGAAACAACACUCACCACACACACUUCCUUCAAAAGACCAAAAGUGACUGGUGUCUCAUGUGGCAGAUUGCUUCGUUUAUGUUUCUACAUAGUAAGGUGACUGCCAAAUAAUAUUUGAAGUCAUCUAUCUCUUUGUAAAUUAUUUUAUAUGACCUAUAAAUUUAAAAAUGUUUUUCAGUGAGUGCUUUUAACAAACUUAAGCUUCUGCCCUGCCAAGGGAAUUAAUGUUAUCUUGUGAAAGGUGUUGCUGUUUGAAUUGAUGAGAAAUGGAAGAUGAGAACUCCCUAAGAGUUCUCAUAAUAAAUCAUCUCAUCACAAAUCAAUACGGUAUACAGAGUUAAAGUGGAAUGAGGUAAGAAGAUACAGCUACAGAAAAUAGUUGCGUGUAUGGGAGAACAGUCAUUGUAAUUGGGUAGUUUUGUUAAUAUUUUUAAAUCUUGCUUUUCAGAAAUUACCGAAUGUGUAUAAACGAAUAAAGAAAAAUAAUUUAGCUGUGUUUUAGACAGCAUUAGAAUAUAUUGUUCAGCACAGUAAAAUAUAUUUGAAAUUUGAUAAGCCAAAAAUGUGGUUUUGAAUGAAUAUUUUGUGAAUCUUUCUUAAAAGCUCAAAUUUGUAGACUUCUAAAUAGAAUAAACACUUGCAGCAGA